AGGUGGAAGAUUACUCUUCCCUCUCAAACACCAGCCGUUAUGGAGACCAUCUUAUCUCAGAUUAAGACCACCCUUCCGUCAUUAUCCGAGGAGCUUCUUCAAUUGUUAGUGCAACGGCUGGACGUCAUUGGAGUUGCUAGCGUUGAGGACCUCAGCCUGGUAACAGCCGAUGAUUUGGACGGAAUUCUGCGGCCGAUGCAAUGUAGAAGACUGAUCCAGGCUUUUAAAACAGGUAAUCAUCAGGUGAUCAUCUUGCUUUAUUAUGUAAUGAAUGUCUGAUUAGAACUUUAUAUACUGUAACAUGAAUAGAAUAAAAACUUUUGUUAUCUAUGUUUAUAGCAUGCUUUGUGUGCAAGAUUUUUUUUUAAAAUUGUAAGAAAUAAGGCAAAAGCCAGAAGGUGCUUUAUUUUCUUUUUUUGUAAUCAGCAGUUUAUUAAAUCCAUCUACAAAUACUUUGUCUGGAAAAGGAUUGAAAGUUGUAUUCUAUUAUAACCCUUUUUCCCUUUUCACAGGACCAUUUAACAAUGUACAGAUACCUGUGGAACCAUCAGCCAUUGCACGAUCAUCAGGAGAAAUCACAGGGCAUUUUCAGAUUCCCUGGGACAAAUUUCCCCCAGAACUUAUAAAAGCCAUGAAGGAGCAAACGCGCCCACGUCCGUCAUUAAGACGAGAAAUGGUCCGUAUCAUUAUUAAUGAUUUGCUUGCCGUAGAGCAGAAGAGGCCGGGACGGGGCGUUCUUCGGCAGAUCGCUCAAGAACUCGUUCAAAAAUAUCCCAAGUCUUUCUGUGAUGUAUGUGGAGAUAACAUUGUUGGCACAGGAUUCGACUCCUUAAUGCUUCAGAUGGAGAACAGAGUGGAUAACUGUAGCAGGCAUGUGACAGUAAGAUCAAAGAGACCAGCAGAAGGUGAUGCUAGUGCCAAGAAACCCAAACGGUAUGAUCGAUAUGGUUGUGUGUAGUGGCAACCAGAUCUUCCAGCCACUGAAGAUGCGCCAAGUCAGACUGACAAGAAGAUAGAGCUACAAAAUUCGUAUGCAAAGAAGAAGCUUCCAGAGACCUGUGUCAAAAAGCUAAUGGCUGAAACUUAUUACAGCCAACGCCUCUCAAUUAACAUUGACAGUAAAACAGUUAGCGAGUUGAAAAGCGAAUGGCCCUACUUGUUUGAAGCGACUCAUUUCUUUGAUCACACUGAAAGACUGCUUGGCAUCCCUGUUCAAAAAAAGCUGGCGGAGGAACUGUCAAAAAAGGGAAGAACAAUAGUGAACUUUUUAAUGCAAACAAAAGCGACUCAGUUUGCAGUAAUUGAGGAAAUACUCAAAGACCCACUGGAACUGCUCUCCAGCAUUGGCAGGUACCUUGGUGAUAAUACUGAGGUGCUGCUGAUCCAGAAAGGGGGUCUCAACCCUGCCACACUGAGCUUGCCAAGCACUCCAUGUGUCAUCAUCCUUGGUAAUAAACGCUUUCAGAUGGCAGUGGACCAGACAGUUGUCAGUGAUCAUCUGUGCUGCCCAUUGACAGCAUUGAGCUAUCUGUUUAGUCUCUUCUACGUUCUCAAUAUUCGAUACCCAAAGGACGCAGCAUUGUCACUGGAGUUUAUUCAGAGAAGUCUCCUGGGGAUCAAUCCUGGACGAGGGACCAAAGUGGAAAGGAAAGGAAAAAAGCAGCACAAGAUACACCCUAAGCUGUUAAAGUUCCUCUCUGAACUGAGUGACUAUCAAAACCCAUGGACAAUCUAACAGUCACUCUUGGUCAAUAAGGAAGAUUGUCUACAAAGGUCUGCAAGAACUUCACAGUGACCUCCCCAACAUUCUACUGUAACAUGUUUAUGAACACGAUCCUUUAUGGCUUAAGCAUCAUUAAUAAGGGGGCAAUAGGUGGACUUUGGCCUCUAAAAAGAUUGUGCAGUAAGCAUGCUGUGCUAUUAGACAACCGUUUUGUGUUCCACCAAGAGUGCUCCUCUUCAGUCUGCCGAAUUGCUGGAGGGCUAUCUAAUGAAACCUUAAGCCUUAUGCCCAUGUGCGCAAGGAGCAGUAGAUAAAAUCAUUGGAGAGGGUUCAGUGGCUCACCAGACAGAUGCCAGCGAAAGGGUAGAGGCCAUGUCUCAUGUUGUUUUGCUGCACCAAAGAUGGGCAUGUUACCAUUUUUUUUUCUUUUCUCUUCACAUUCCCAGAUUUUUAAAUGGUACUUAAGCAGUAAUACUUGAUUUAGUCAUUUCUGUUUUAGGCAUAUGUGAGUUAACAUUCUACCAGUUAAACUUGAGUUGCCAACUUGCACUGUACAAAAUGGCCAUUAAAUAAAUGUUAUUCAUUUUUCAGCAUUGAGGGAAUAAAGCACAUAUUUAACAAAACCUUAUACUGAAGCCUCAAC
Messenger RNA from Colossoma macropomum (tambaqui), 2366 nucleotides. RefSeq lists its product as uncharacterized. The transcript has 5 exons. The record is from RefSeq and is a predicted model, not a curated record. Lineage: Eukaryota; Metazoa; Chordata; Actinopteri; Characiformes; Serrasalmidae. The coding region runs from base 1073 to 1735 and encodes 220 amino acids.